GCAGUUUAUUUUAUUUCAUAUUUUAAUAUUCGAGUGACUAUUAGUGAGAAUGAUUGACCAAUCCACUUGAUCACAGCUAAAACAGCAGAAUACAUUGAAGAAGUAUGACAUCAGGACUAGAACUUCAUGAAGCAGCCUCUGUUGGUGAUUAUGAUACAUUAGAGGAACUUAUAUUUAGCAAGAAGAUUGACAUUAAUCUGAGAGACCCUGAGUGGCGGGACAGAACAGCUCUACACUGGGCGAGUGCUAAAGGUUACGUAGAAUGUUUGCGUCUUCUACUGGACCAUGGCGCAGAUGGACUGGCUCGAGCAGACAUGAAUUGGACGCCAGCACACUUUGCAGCAGAGACUGGGAAGCUGACAGUAUUGCGUGCCCUAGUUGUGGCAGAUGUACCCAUAUACAAGCGAGACAAGUAUGGGGAUAAGCCUGCUGAUAUUGCUAGGAUGUAUGGAUUUCAGGACUGUGUCAAAUACCUGCACCAAGAAGAACUAAAUCAAAAACAGAAAAGAAUGCAGAAAGGACUACCGGAUAAUUCAGACGAUGAAUCCCCUUCAGAACCCUGAUCGGAGGAGCUAUAUAACCUGUUUGGGGGAGCUAUAAAGAACUGUGUUCAGAAAUGGUAUUAUUGUCAAAUAAGUGCUUCUUAUGUAGGAAAGUUGAAAUCAAAAUAAGUGAAGAAUUCCAGCGAAAAAAAAAAUCAAAUUAUAUAUUUCCAUUUUAUAUCACAAGAUUUUUCCUGAUACAUGAGCCAGGAAUUUGUUUUUUUUGACAUAUGUGAAUUAUUUUUAUAAAUAUAUGAUGUCAUACAUGUAUGUUGAGUAUUGUUUAUGUUGAACAUAUGUUUUAUCCUAAUAUGAAACUUUCUGUUGUAAGUAAUGUUGAAGCUUAUAAAGCAUGAAUAUGAAAGGUUUUAAACUGAGAGAAUCUUUUUGUUUUAACACAGGUCACUAGUCUGAUUAUACACUUAUAUACUUUAUAUAGGAAUAUUGUUCCGCAAGUACAUAAAUAAAGUGCAUCGAUCUUCUGCACUGACUUUCGCAAAAUGCUGGAUUAUGUUGAAACAUAAAAUAUUUUAUUGUUUGUUUUUAUUCAUUUGUUAAUACUUUUAUUUAUUUAUGAAUUAAACAUUUUACUAGUAAUUUUUCUUCUAAAAUCAUAAAAA
Messenger RNA from Saccostrea echinata, 1162 nucleotides. RefSeq names its product ankyrin repeat domain-containing protein 66-like. The record is from RefSeq and is a predicted model, not a curated record. Bases 105 to 563 code for a protein of 152 amino acids. The transcript is spliced from 4 exons. Lineage: Eukaryota; Metazoa; Mollusca; Bivalvia; Ostreida; Ostreidae. Gene Ontology annotation, molecular function: protein binding.